CACCCUGACCCUCCCCCUCCUCCUCCCCAGCCAGCUCUCCUCGUCUUCUCCGGCGGGACCGCCUUCAACGGCGUCGUCGAGGACCUCAAGACCUUCACUACCCGCGUCGCCCACGUUCUCCCCGUCUCCGAUGACGGCGGAAGCACCGCCGAGAUCGUUCGCGUCCUUGGUGGUCCUGCUGUUGGAGACAUACGUUCGAGGUGUCUGAGGUUGUCUGAUCAGAGCACAGCUGAAGCUCUUGCAGUUCGGAAUCUACUUGGUCAUCGUCUACCUCUUGAUCCACUCAAAGCUAAAUCUGAAUGGUACUCCAUUGUGGAAGGUGAUCACACACUAUGGAAAGGUGUUUCGAAACCUUACAGGGAGACUAUUCGAUCUUUUUUGGUUUAUUUUCAGAGUCAGAUUCUACGCCGGGCUGAAGAAUCAUUUUGUUUCAGCAAUGGCAGCAUCGGGAAUUUCUUUUUUGCAGGCGCACGUAUAUUUUUUCGGUCCUUGGAUGCUGCAAUAUUUUUGUUUUCACGUGUUUCAGAUAUUCCCCCUGAAAGCCUGGUUCUCCCUGUAAUUUCCACCAACGACAGGCUUACCUUAGGGUGCGAAUUAUGGGAUGGAACUAUUAUAAGGGGACAAAAUGAAAUUUCUCAUCCAACCAGGGGAACGACGGAGCUGAUUAACAAGGAUAGCUUUUCCACUCCAGCGCUUCCUUCAAAAAUAAAACGUGUCUUCUACAUGUCAAGUGAGGGAAAAAAUUUGCUCCAUGAGGUAUUUCCUUCACCUAAUGCAACUGUAUUAGAGCAGUUAAGUAAUGUGGACUGCAUUGUGUAUGCCAUGGGUUCCCUUUUCACUUCAAUCUGCCCCUCGUUGGUCUUAUUGGGAAUUGGGGAGAUUAUUUCAUCAAGGUCUUGCCUCAAGGUACUUAUGUUAAAUGGCACACCUGACCGGGAGACUAACGGGUUUUCGGCUUCUUGUUUUGUUACUGCCAUCACGGAUGCUCUAAAUCGAACAUAUGGAGAUCCUUGCAAUCGGCUACAGAAUCCUCCGAGUCAGUAUAUCAAUACCAUUUUGGUGCCAAGAAAUAGUUCAGUUCCAGUUGAUGUUGACCGAUUGAAUGCCCAAGGAAUAUUUGAUGUGAUUGUUGUUGACUCCCUACGUGAUUCCAAAGUGGGUAUAAUAUAUGACCCAAAAUCGUUGAUAAGAGCUCUCGCUGACUUAAUUGACAGAUACAUGAAGUCAAGAGUCAAGGAAUUAAUCGAUGCUAGAUGAUAUAACAAGGGGCUACAAUUAACAAUUUUUUUCCUCUGAAGGAUUUCUAGGUAAAAUUGCCUAUUUAUAAUCAUAUAUUGGAACAAUUUUUCCUCCCAUCCAAAGUACAGCAGUUCGAUGAAACCAUGGUAUAAUGUUUAUUGCCAUAAUUAUUUGAUUAUGUAGGGAUGAUAUAGUUUAAGAUAAAAGAAAAAAAAGGAGGAGAAACAUUAAGAGUCUUGUUGUAGAUUUAUAGCAGUGCUGUGUAUGUAUGUCGCAUACAUUAAUCUUAUUUGAUUAUGGCAAAUCUCAAUUGAGUGUAUCUUAAAUGUUUUGAAGUUGAAUGAAAUCCAAAUUAAAAGAA
Molecule: messenger RNA, 1600 nt
Organism: Arachis duranensis
Lineage: Eukaryota; Viridiplantae; Streptophyta; Magnoliopsida; Fabales; Fabaceae
Exons: 12
Molecular function (GO): LPPG:FO 2-phospho-L-lactate transferase activity
Source: RefSeq, a predicted model, not a curated record